This is a messenger RNA of Ostrea edulis (European flat oyster), 2136 nucleotides long. RefSeq lists its product as uncharacterized. The transcript has a single exon. Lineage: Eukaryota; Metazoa; Mollusca; Bivalvia; Ostreida; Ostreidae. The record is from RefSeq and is a predicted model, not a curated record. Gene Ontology annotation, molecular function: nucleic acid binding. The coding region runs from base 1 to 2136 and encodes 711 amino acids. Gene Ontology annotation, biological process: DNA integration.
AUGUAUUGCCCACUGUCUGUAGGGGAAGCAUCACACUUGGAAGUUCACAUUUUUUCUGAUGCGUCUAAAGAGGCAGUGGCUGCAGUGGCGUAUUUGAAAGUGUUCCACGAAGAACGAACUGAGUUAGGAUUUCUUCUUGGCAAGGCCAAAGUUGCCCCCACGCAUGGACAUACAAUCCCAAGGCUCGAACUAUGUGCUUCAGUUUUGGCGGUUGAGAUGGCAGAAACUAUCAGAGAACAACUGCAGGUUUCCAAAGACACCUUUAGGUUCUAUACCGAUAGCCAAGUUGUUUUAGGAUACAUCUCCAAUGAUGCUAAAAGGUUUCAUGUUUAUGUGUCCAACAGGGUGAGCAGAAUUCGGUCAUUCUGUGGACCAGAAUACUGGAGAUAUGUCAUGUCUGAACAGAACCCAGCCGAUGUUGCAACUCGGGGUUGCAGCACGCGAGAGCUUCCUCUAAGCAGUUGGCUUUUAGGACCUGACUUCUUGAGAGACGGCAAACAACUUGCAGAUCAACCUCCAACCUAUAACCUUGUUGAUCCGGACAUGGACAAGGAAGUUCGUAAGCAGGUGACUUGUUCAAAGACCACUGUUAUAUCUCAGGAAUCAGAUUCUUCUCAGUCCAGAAAUAUAUCUUCAUGGUGUGAACGGUUUGAAAGAUUUUCGACAUGGACAAGUUUAGUUCGUGCUAUUGCCUGCCUUAAAGGAUUUUUGGAUAGAACUCGUUCUGAGAGACCAAAUGCAGUGGCUCUAAAAGAAGAUGCUGAACUUUUUAUUAUCAAGCAGGCUCAAAAUGACAGAUAUUUGUCUGAGAUUCUUGCAAUCAAAGGAGGAAAGCACCCGCCACUGAACAGCUCUUUGAUUUCCCUUAAUCCAGUGUUGGAUCAAAAUGGCCUCCUGAGUGUGGGCGGCCGAGUCAAACAUAUGAAGGUAUCUGACCUACUUACUCAGCCUAUCAUUAUCCCUAAGGGCCACCACCUCGCUACAUUGUUAGUACGUCACUACCAUGCAAAAGUUCAUCACCAGGGUAGACAUAUGACGGAGGGAGCUAUUAGAGGUGCGGGCUUCUGGAUCGUUGGAUUCCACCGGCUCGUGAACUCUCUGAUUAGGACAUGUGUUAUGUGCAAGAAACUGCGUGGGAGUCUAGGAUGGACAAAAAUGGCUGACCUACCACUAGAAAGAAUUGAGCCUGGACCUCCAUUUAGUUUUGUGGGGGUAGACACAUUUGGGCCUUGGCCAGUCGUUAUAAAGAAAACUACCAGAGGUGUCAGGACUACAUCAAAGUAUUGGGCCAUUCUUUUUACCUGUCUUGUGUCAAGGGCAGUACACAUAGAGUUGGUUGGAGACAUGAGUAGUGGAACCUUCAUCAAUGCCCUGAGACGAUUUAUGGCAAUCCGUGGCCCUGUGCGCCAAUUUCGUUCAGAUAGGGGUACAAACUUCAUUGGGGCAAUGAAGGAGUUGGGGAUAAGUGCAUCAUUUGAUGAGAGUGGAACAGUUCACGACUACCUCACAAAGUGUGGAUCUACCUGGAUCUUCAAUCCACCAUAUGCACAUCAUUUUGGAGGUGCCUGGGAACGCCUGAUAGGUUCCUGCCGCCGUAUAUUAGACGCAUUGCUGUCGGAGAACAGAUCAAAGGACUUAAACUUUGACGUUCUGAGUACUUUCAUGAGCGAAGUGAGCGCCAUCAUGAAUGCUCGCCCAUUGUUACCUAUUUCUAGUGAUCCGGAAGCUCCAUCUAUUCUUUCUCCAUCCAUGAUCCUUACACAGAAAGGACACAACUUCACCACACCCAUGAAUGUUACAGGAUUUGUACCAAAAGAUGCUAUGAGAAGUCAGUGGAAAUUGGUUCAAAAACUGGCAGAUGACUUCUGGCAUAGAUGGCAGCUUGAAUACAUCCACUGUCUGCAAACUCGCAGAAAAUGGCAGUUGCCAGGGGCAACCUUCAAGGUUGGUGAUGUGGUUCUAGUCAAGGACGACAGCUCUCAUCGGAACGCUUGGCCUGUUGGUAUCAUCGAGGAAGUAUUCCCAAGCAAGGAUGAUGUCAUUCGCAAGAUCAAGGUCGCCAUCGUCCGUGAUGAUACGCGUUCCACAUAUGUAAGACCAAUUACUGAACUGAUUCAUUUACUUGAUUGCGAGUGA